AUGGAUGUCACUGCCCUCCGAGACCGCAUUCAGUCUACUCUAGACGCGAAUGCGGAUAUUCGCCGGCAAGCAGAGGUUGAUUUGAAAUACGCCGAGACUCAGCCUGGUUUUGUCAAUGCACUUUUGGAUAUUCUACAGGGCGAGCAGAACAAUGCUGUCCAGCUCUCUGCUGGUGUAUACCUGAAGAACCGCAUUACUCGUGGAUGGGCCCCCGUUGAAGAUAACCCGCAACGCUCGCCAAUUCCCGAAGAUGAGAAGCCCUCUUUCAGGGAGAGACUCAUUCCUGCACUGGCCUCGACCCCGCCAAAUGUCCGCAACCAGCUGGUUCCCCUCCUUCAGAAGAUUCUGCAAAAUGAUUUCCCAGAGCAGUGGCCUGGAUUCUUGGAUCUGACUCUGCAGCUUCUCGGUACCAAUGAUGCGAGCACGGUUUAUGCGGGUCUGCAGUGCCUUUUGGCUAUCUGUCGGGUUUAUAGGUUCAAGGCCGGUGAAAAGAGAGAGGAGUUUGAUAAGAUUGUGGAGCACUCGUUUCCCCAGCUGCUCAGUAUCGGAUCGAAGCUCGUCGAUGAGGAAAGUCUGGAGGCUGCGGAGAUGCUCCGCAUUGUGGUGAAGGCUUUCAAGCAUGCAAUCUACUUCGAGCUUUCUCCAGCUCUCCAGACCCACCAGGCCACCGUGGAUUGGUGCACACUAUUCUUGCGUAUUGUCGCGAAGACGCCCCCCGCGAACGCGAUGGGAGAUUCGAAGGAGGAGAGAGAAAUGAACCACUGGUGGAAGUGCAAGAAGUGGUCAUAUGCCAACCUGAACCGACUAUUUAUCAGAUACGGCAACCCCACCACGAUCACGAAAUCCUCUACCCCCGACUACACACCCUAUGCAAAGACCUUCAUUUCCACAUUUGCUCCUGAAAUUCUCAAGGGAUACCUGACUGAGAUCGACAAGUGGGUUUCUAAGACACAAUGGCUCAGCAACUCCGCGCUUUCAUAUACCCUGGUCUUCAUGGAGGAGUGCGUCAAGCCUAAGGCCAUGUGGGAUCACCUGAAGGCGCACAUGGAUAACUUGAUCGCUCACUUCGUCUUCCCUAUAUUAUGUCAAUCUGAUGAGGACAUCGAACUCUUCGAAGAAGAUCCUUCUGAAUAUCUCCACCGCAAGCUGAACUUCUACGAGGAAGUGUCGGCUCCUGAUGUUGCGGCAACAAACUUCUUGGUCUCCCUCACCAAGAACCGCAAGAAGCAGACCUUCUCAAUUCUCACCUUCGUGAACAGCGUCGUGAGCAAGUACGAGGCCGCGCCAGAAGACCAGAAGCAACCCCGGGAGAAGGAGGGUGCUUUGAGAAUGAUUGGCUCGCUCGCUUCAGUGAUCCUGGGUAAGAAGAGCCCUAUCGCCGACCAGGUCGAGUACUUCUUCGUCCGCCACGUCUUCCCCGAGUUCCGCAGUCCUCACGGCUUCCUCCGUGCUCGUGCCUGUGAUACCCUAGAGAAAUUCGAGCAGCUCGACUUCAAGGACCCCAACAACCUCAUGGUAAUUUACCGCAACAUCCUGGAAUCCAUGACCGACUCCGAGCUUCCCGUGCGCGUUGAGGCCGCUCUUGCUCUGCAGCCUCUCAUUCGCCACGAUGUCAUCCGCACAUCGAUGCAGCAAAACAUCCCCCAAAUUAUGCAGCAGCUCCUUAAGUUGGCCAACGAGGUCGACGUGGAUGCUCUGGCCAACGUCAUGGAGGACUUCGUUGAGGUUUUCUCUGCCGAGCUUACUCCCUUCGCUGUGGCCCUGAGCGAGCAGCUUCGUGAUACUUAUAUGCGUAUUGUCGGUGAGCUUUUGGAGCGCAACGCCGCCAAGGGUGGUGAGGAGGACGCCUACGGCGAUUUCUUGGAUGACAAGAGCAUCACUGCCUUGGGUGUGUUGCAGACUAUUGGCACUCUCAUCCUCACUCUCGAGAGCACCCCUGACGUUCUCCUGCACCUUGAGACCAUUCUGAUGCCCGUCAUCAGCAUCACCCUGGAGAACAAGCUCUACGAUCUCUACAACGAGGUUUUCGAGAUUAUCGACAGCUGCACCUUCGCCUCCAAGACCAUCUCCCCAUCUAUGUGGCAAGCCUUUGAGCUCAUCCACAAGACCUUCAAGGCUGGCGCCGAGCUGUACCUCGAGGACAUGCUCCCCGCCCUUGACAACUAUAUCGCUUAUGGCUCCGACAUGUUGGUCCAGAACCCAGCUUACCUUAACGCUAUGGUCGGUAUGGUGCAGGACAUCUUCGCUGACGAGAAGGUUGGUGGCGUUGACCGCAUCUGCGGCUGCAAACUUGCCGAAACCCUGAUGCUCAACCUCCGGGGUUCCGUCGACCAAUAUAUCCCCAUGUUUAUUGAGAUGGCCAUGCGGGUCAUCGACGCCGGUGAGGCACGAACGAAGUCUUACCGCAUUCACCUGAUGGAGAUGGUCAUCAACGCCAUCUACUACAAUGCCGCCCUCAGUCUCCAGGUCAUGGAGGCCAAGGGUUGGACCAACAAGUUCUUCAGCACUUGGUUCGCUAACAUCGACAACUUCCGACGUGUGCACGAUAAGAAGCUGUCGAUUGCGGCAAUCAGCGCUCUUCUUACUCUGAAGGCUGGGGAUGUUCCCGUCAGCGUCCAGCAGGGUUGGCCGAGACUGUUGCAGGGUGUAACAAGGUUGUUCCAAACCCUGCCUGCUGCUCUCAAGCAACGCGAGGAUGCUACUAAGGAAUCCGACUUCACCCUCGACGACGAGGACGAUGAGGAUGAUGAGGACAACGACUGGGAUGGAGAUGUGGAGUGGGAUGAGAACGAAGUUGAGGCAGCCCUUGACGACGAUGUCGCUGACGAGAGUGCCGCCUACCUCGACUUCCUCAACCAAGAGGCGCAAAAGUUCGGCUCAUUCGCCGAUGAUGAUGAUGACGAUAUGGAUGAGGAGAGCCUCCUGGAGACCCCCCUUGACAAAAUAGAGCCCUACGGCAUGUUCAAGCAUGUCCUGCUGAGCCUUCAACAAGAGCAGCCCCAGCUCUACGAGAGCUUGACCAAGGUCCUCGGCCCCGAAGAGCAGCAGGUCAUCCAAGGUGUCUUCCACGAGGCUGACGCCAAGGCCAUGGCUGCCGCCGCCAACGCAGAAGCCGCCGCCGCAGCGGGCAUGCAGGCUAACGGCAACUAA
Molecule: messenger RNA, 3150 nt
Organism: Penicillium soppii
Lineage: Eukaryota; Fungi; Ascomycota; Eurotiomycetes; Eurotiales; Aspergillaceae
Product: putative nonsense-mediated mRNA decay protein (Nmd5)
Exons: 6
Coding region: 1-3150 (1049 amino acids)
Biological process (GO): protein import into nucleus
Cellular component (GO): nuclear envelope; cytosol
Molecular function (GO): small GTPase binding
Source: RefSeq, a predicted model, not a curated record